CGCGGCGCGGGCGGGGCGCGAGCAGGGGCCGCGGGGAAGGCGGCCGAGCCGCGGCGGGAGAGCGUCGGGGAGCGUCGGGGAGCGCAGGCGCUGCAGCCAUGGCGGUGGAAGGAGGAAUGAAGUGCGUCAAGUUCCUGCUCUACGUUCUUCUGCUGGCCUUUUGCGCCUGUGCAGUGGGACUGAUUGCCAUUGGUGUAACAGUUCAGGUUGUCUGGAAUCAGGCCAUUAACCAGGAGACUGUCCCUGGCUCCCUGUUGCCUGUGGUCAUCAUUGCAGUGGGCGCCUUCCUCUUUCUGGUGGCCUUUGUGGGCUGCUGUGGGACCUGCAAGGAGAACUACUGUCUUAUGAUUACAUUUGCCAUCUUCCUCACUGUAAUCAUGCUUGUGGAGGUGGCUGUGGCGAUUGCCGGUUAUGUGUUUAGAGACAAGGUGAAGUCAGAGGUUAAUAAGGAAUUGCAGCAGUUCAUGCAGAAUUACCUCAAAGACAACACAACAGCCCCAGUUCUGGACAGAUGGCAGAAAAAAUUUGAGUGCUGUGGGACUACUAACUACACAGACUGGGAGAACAUCCCUGGUAUGGGCAAGGACCGCGUCCCUGACUCCUGUUGUAUCAAUAUCACUGUGGGCUGUGGAAACGGCUUCAAGGAAUCCACCAUCCAUACCGAGGGCUGCCUGGAGAAAAUGGAGAUCUGGCUGAGGGAGAACAUCCUGCUGAUAGCUGCAGCAGCCCUGGGCAUUGCUUUUGUGGAGGUCCUGGGAAUAGUCUUCUCCUGCUGUCUGGUGAAGAGCAUCCGAAGUGGCUAUGAAGUAAUGUAGGGUGGGAUUUGGAUAUUAUCUAAGGGAGUGGAUUCUCCAGGUUUUUCAAUUAAACGGAUUAUUUUUUCAGACCUAAAAA
Molecule: messenger RNA, 894 nt
Organism: Psammomys obesus (fat sand rat)
Lineage: Eukaryota; Metazoa; Chordata; Mammalia; Rodentia; Muridae
Gene: Cd63
Product: CD63 molecule
Exons: 8
Coding region: 99-815 (238 amino acids)
Cellular component (GO): membrane
Source: RefSeq, a predicted model, not a curated record